UCUCUUUCCGCAUGCGUUGGAAUGAUUUAUAACUCCACACCGAUGCCAAGCUAACCACCCAGCGGGAUUCUCCAUUAGACAUGCCGUCCGCUUCAAGGGGCCGGUUUGUAUGUUAAGUGUCUGCUGUUUUUUACUGUUAACUCCGCAGGAAUCUCUUUCCAGGUAUGUCAAGACCUACCUGCUUCCAGACAAAGCGCGGAUGGGCAAGAGGAAGACAUCCGUCAGGAAGAGGACCGUGAGCCCCAUUUACAACGAGGUGUUGCGGUCUCUCUCUACAAUCAAUUGCGUUGACCAUCGAGGAGUGAUAAACCUGUCCAUUAAGUACAUCCCACCAGGAUCCCUAGGUCGAAAGACCCCUCCGUCUGGGGAGGUCCAUAUCUGGGUCAAGGACACCAAAGAUCUGCCCCAGUUACGUCCCUCCGGAGUGGGCUCCUUUGUGAAAUGCUACGUUCUUCCAGACACCAGUAAAAAGAGCUACCAGAAGACCCUCAUUGUACAGAGGGACUCCAACCCAGUGCUUAACCACACCAUCGUGUACGACGGCUUUCAUACAGAAGAUCUGAAGGAUGCCUGUGUCGAGCUGACCGUCUGGGAUCAUGAGAAACUGACCAAUCACUUUCUGGGAGGGAUCCAGCUGGGACUUGGGACAGGCUCCAGCUAUGGGAUUGCCGUUGACUGGAUGGACUCCACACAAGAGGAGGUCGCAUUUUGGCAGGAAAUGAUGACCACGGCGAAUGAAUGGAUUGAAGCGUCCCUGCCUUUGCGCUCUCUGGCUGGAAAAAGGAAGCUGAAAUGAACAGCUGGCAGCAGCCCACAGAGGAACGGAGAACCGUUUACACAGAGAAGAGGGCCAAUGCAAAGCUGGCUGACCUCAGGAUUGCCUGUGCAAUGCACUUCGAAAGGACAAGGUAUUAUUACUCAUCCCAAGAGAGGACUGAGCGGAUUUUACAUCCCAGCUAGCUGAAAGACCUGCUGCUCGUCACCUCUCCAUCAUCUAGACCUUAGAUUUUAUUCGACUUUGGGUUUGUACCCAGAGAGCAGGGAAGAAAUGGUGUAAAUAUGUUUAUAGUUUAUUUUAUUACAGUGUCCAUGAUGCUG
Messenger RNA from Hemicordylus capensis (graceful crag lizard), 1098 nucleotides. Its product is annotated as synaptotagmin-like protein 2. Gene Ontology annotation, molecular function: neurexin family protein binding. Gene Ontology annotation, biological process: exocytosis. Lineage: Eukaryota; Metazoa; Chordata; Lepidosauria; Squamata; Cordylidae. Gene Ontology annotation, cellular component: exocytic vesicle; plasma membrane. The record is from RefSeq and is a predicted model, not a curated record. The coding region runs from base 110 to 796 and encodes 228 amino acids. The transcript is spliced from 5 exons.